Drepanopeziza brunnea f. sp. 'multigermtubi' MB_m1 is the source of this 777-nucleotide messenger RNA. RefSeq lists its product as uncharacterized. The record is from RefSeq and is a predicted model, not a curated record. NCBI's taxonomy places the organism in Eukaryota, Fungi, Ascomycota, Leotiomycetes, Helotiales, Drepanopezizaceae.
AUGUCCUCCUCUUCUUCCUCCUCCUCCUCCUCAUCCCUAGGGCCCAAAGCCCUCACAAGCUUCCACGCCAUCCUCUCGCACCUCACAGCAACCUUCGCCGCGCCCCUCCUCCCGCCCUCCAAGCCGCACUCCACAGCCCUCACCUCCCAGAUUGCAAGCCUGCAGGUCCACCCGACCCUGGAGGCCGCGCUGCACCUGCUGAACGCCGACCUGCCGGCGGCGCACUUCCUCGUGCGACAUAUGCAGGCGAAGCCCGCGUUCGAGGGCAUGUUCCUCCAUGGGAUCCUGCACCGGAUUGAGGGGGACUAUGAUAAUGCGAGGAUGUGGUACUCGGAUGUUGCGGCGGGGGAGGGGGGGGAGGAGGAUGGCUGUGGGGGUGCUGAUGGAGGUGGAGGUGGUGCAGGGUCGCUGUAUGGGAAGGUGUGGGAGGGCGGGGGGAAGACUUUCAAGGAUUUGGGUGAGGGGGGCAGUGGUGGUGGUGAGGCUGGUGAUUUUGGGGCUGGGGGAAGGCGGGAGGGGGAGUUGGAUGCUGGACAGAGGUUCUUGAAUGCCGUGCAGGCGUUCAAGGAGGGGAAGGGGGGGAGGGAUGAGGCUGAGAUGGGGCGGCUGGUGGGGGAGAGUCGGAGGGAGAUUGGAGCUGUUGUCGAGUGGUGCGUUGGCAGGUUUGGGGAGGGCAGGUGGGAGGAUGCGAGGAGUGCUUGGGUGAAGAAUAGCGAGGAGGUGCAGAAGAUGAGUGAUGAUAUGAUUAAUGGAGAUAAGGGAUUUCGGAAGUUUUAA